GUCAGAUAUACAUGUACAACACAAGUGACUGUGCAGUAUUCCUGUACGCUAUAUUUCUGCUCUCUAUACUUUUCAAGGCAUUUUCCAGCGACUUGUGUUCAACGUUCCUGCUUCUAUAUAUCAUCGUCUAGUGUCCAAGUGUGUCUGACUAAUAAUGUGAAUAGCCUACUACUAUCUAUUACAAGACAGAAGAUUUUGGAAUCCGUAAACUCAUCUACAGACGCACCUAGAAUUGUCCUGUCAACGAAGGAUAAGCAGUUAACUUAAGAAUGGGCGAGCAACCUCCACCGUACACAGCCCAGCCGGCCUACCCACCUCAAGGCGCCUACCCUCCCCAACAAGGUGCAUAUCCGCCACAGAACACCUGGACACCUGCACAGGGUCAGGGUGGCUACCCGCCACCUCAGGGUGGCUACCCGCCACCUCAAGGCGGCUUCAAGCCCCAAGGUCAGGCCUAUCCUGCCCAAGGCGCCUACCCAGCGCAGGGCGCCUACCCAGGGUACCCUCAAGGCGCCCCUCCUCAACAGCAGGCGCAGAUCCGGCAGCCUGCGGCGGGGCCUACGGUGAUCCUGGUGGACAACACGUCAGCGCAGAGGCGCCAGGACCAGCGGGACGCGGAGGAUGCUUGUUGUUUAGCUGCGCUGUGCGCUAUCUGCCUCUGCUGCUUUCUUGCCGAUUAAACUGGAAACAGUUUUGGUGCCUAUUUCACUUAGCUACAAAGCUGCAGAAAUUCGAUAAGCAUAUAUCAUAAUUGCUUAACAAUAACCGAUUUCCAAGCAUAAUGAAUUUCAAGUGAUACAGACCAGGAAACAUGCACCGCAGAACAGAAACGUUUGCUGAAAGUCGGUUUAUCAAGUGACUACAACCCCCAAUUGUGCGAACAAGUGUGGCAUGUUGUAAAGACAGUUCUGGGCCUGGCAAGUUUGAGAAAAUAUGGAUAAAUCCUAAAUGGACCCCAAAGUCGUUCUGUUUUGUCAUUUUGAAAAAUGACCUAAUUUUUGGAAGUGAGGGUUUUCGUCAGUGUUGUUUAUAAUAGUUUAUGUAUAUUGGUCUGCGACACGAAUCCACUACUUGUUAAAAAAAAAACCCGACUGAUCCAUGUAAUUCUUCACGGUUGAAUGGAUAAAAUACGUGGCAAUCUGCAAUAUAUUGUAAGCAUUUUGCUGGGUAACUUCCAUGAUUUCGCAAUAGCAAUUUAUCAUGUUACAGUGGUUUUCAAAGGCCAUGAGGGACAUGGUAUUGUGUAAAUGAAAUACUGGUCUUGUAUAAACGAGUCUGCCUAAAAAAAACAACCUGUCUGGCAAAGUGCAAAUAUGUCGUAAAUUUCCUAUCGAUCGAAACUUUUGCUUAUUGUUUAACACAUGCGUGUAAAAAGCUUUUAAAUCACAUGCUACAACCUUUAUUAUGUAGGCUAUAAUGACUAUAAUUAUUGAUAUCUUUAUGUCUAUUUCUUUCCUGAGUAUUCAAAGUCACCGGGAAGAUUUGUAUCAUAAACAAUUACAAUUGAUCUGUGUUUAUGCAAUAUAAAUUUGGGAAAAUUGAAAAUGUUCCUCCAAUUUUGCUGCAAUUAUUGUAAAACAUGAAAUUAUUCGCAAGAUGGAAUUGGAAUUUAAAACACAAAGGUUGUGCAUGUUAUCCCUUGAUAUUUUUUUCACUGAACUUGGCGUAAUCUGUAAUAUUGUAAAAUCAAAGAACUUACAGAUGUUUCUUUUUAUAUGGUGCAUAUAGUUACCCAAUGUUUUGGGGCAAUUUUUACAAAUUUGGUUUCAAACCAAAAUGGUAUUUCUUUUCUUUACAGUGUCAAAGUUUAAUACUAAUGGUGCUUACGCUGGCCAAGCUUUCUUUCUUUUCUUCAAAUUCAAGUUGGGUGCCGACAAGAUAAUUUAGAAUUAGCAUCUGUGAGGAUGAAUGCAGUUUAUAUACUAUUCAUUUAUAGAGCGCCUUUUAGCACCAUUCCAAGGCUUUUAAAUUUGUAUUUAAAAAAAAAUGACUGUAAAGUAGGUUUUAAUCGUUUUAAGAUAUAUUUCUCCAGUUUUAUUGGCUAUAAAUCCUGAAAAUUUGUAUAUCAUUAUUUUACUGACGUGCAUAAUAAAAAGUCCUUAUAUAUUCGACUAUGA
Patiria miniata (bat star) is the source of this 2117-nucleotide messenger RNA. RefSeq names its product calcium-binding protein P-like. The coding region runs from base 270 to 680 and encodes 136 amino acids. NCBI's taxonomy places the organism in Eukaryota, Metazoa, Echinodermata, Asteroidea, Valvatida, Asterinidae. The transcript is spliced from 2 exons. The record is from RefSeq and is a predicted model, not a curated record.